Sus scrofa (pig) is the source of this 4167-nucleotide messenger RNA. RefSeq names its product keratin 80 (gene KRT80). Gene Ontology annotation, molecular function: structural constituent of skin epidermis. Lineage: Eukaryota; Metazoa; Chordata; Mammalia; Artiodactyla; Suidae. Gene Ontology annotation, cellular component: keratin filament. The record is from RefSeq and is a predicted model, not a curated record. Gene Ontology annotation, biological process: keratinization; intermediate filament organization.
GGAUGGGAAGAAGGCAAGGGCACCUUCUCACAGCCCUUGAGGCAGAGCUGCCCUUGACCGUGGCCAUCUCCCCUCUAGGCUCAGCUCCCAGAAGGAGGCCUUGGUGCCCAGCGCUAUCCUAAGUCGUCUGCAUUCACCACCUCGUGUGGGGGUGCUAUCUUCAUCCCAUUUUAUACAUGAGGACAGAAGUUGAGGACCCUGCCAGAGGCCACACCAGCGGUGAGCAGCCUUGAGCCCAAGUCUCACUGUUCCAAAGCCAAGGGCUCUUGGUCUUGACCAUCUCUUUCCUCUCCAGCCUCUGAGGCAGUGGGAUGCACACAGCAGGUGCUCCAUAAAUGAGCGAUCAAAGGCAGGAAGCAGGGAGAGCGGGAGGAAGAGAAGAUAAGCAGGUAGCAAAUAAAUAGUCAAGGCGCUGUUUUCCAAUGCCAGGCUGGCACGCCGCCCGGGACGGCUGCCCUACACCCGGAGCCCCGGGCCUGCGCUUGCCUCAUCUUUUCCAGAAGUAUGUAAGCCCAGCUACGUCAGCCUUCAGGUGUCUGCUCCUCAGUCCCCAGCCUGCCCUGCCUGCGACCGGAGUCAGCCGCCACCACCCCUCAAAGGCUCCCUCACCCAUCCCCGCGCCCUGCCCGCUCCGGGGCCCGGGGCCCGCGAUGGCUUGCCGCUCCUGUGUCGUCGGCUUCAGCAGCCUCAGCAGCUGUGAGGUGACCCCGGCGGGUGGCCCCCGGCCUGAGGCCUCAGGAUGGGGCAGCUGCGGGGCCCCCGGGCCGAGCUUCAGCUCCAGCAGCCUCACAGGCUGCUGGGCGGCUGGCACCGUCCCCAAGGUGACCGUGAACUCCAGCCUGCUGGAACCCCUGGACCUCAAGGUGGACCCAGCGAUCCAGCAGCAGAAGCACCAGGAGAAGGAGGAAAUGAAAGCCCUCAAUGAUAAAUUCGCCUCCCUGAUUGGCAAGGUGCAAGCCCUGGAGCAACGCAACCAGCUGCUGGAGACCCGCUGGUGCUUUCUGCAGAGCCAGGACUCGGCCGCCUUUGACCUUGGGCACCUCUACAAGGACUACCAGGGCCGGCUACAGGAGGAACUGCGAAAAGUGAGCCAGGAGCGAAGCCAGCUGGAGGCCAACCUGAUGCAGAUGCUUGAGAAGGUGGAGGAGUUUCGGAUCAGGUAUGAGGAUGAGCUCUCCAAGCGCACAGACCUGGAGUUCACCUUCGUCCAGCUGAAGAAGGACCUGGAUACAGAGUGUCUUCGAAGGACGGAACUAGAGACCAAGUUAAAAGACCUGCAGAGCUUUGUGGAGCUGAUGAAAAGCAUCUAUGAGCAGGAGCUGAAGGACCUGGCAGCCCAAGUGAAGGAUGUGUCGGUGACCGUGGGCAUGGACAGCCGCUGCCACCUCGACCUGAGCGGCAUCGUGGAGGAGGUGAAGGCCCAGUAUGAUGCCAUCGCAGCUCGCAGCCUGGAGGAAGCAGAGGCGUACUCCCGGAGCCAGCUGGAGGAGCGGGCCGCCUGCUCCGCCGAGUUGGGGAACAGCCUCCAGAGCAGCCGCAGAGAGAUCGCUGACCUCAACGUGCGCAUCCAGAAGCUCCGAUCCCAGAUCCUCUCCAUCAAGAGCCACUGCCUGAAACUGGAGGAAAACAUCAAGGCAGCGGAGGAGCAGGGAGAGCUGGCCUUCCAGGACGCCAAGGCCAAGCUGGCCCAGCUGGAGGACGCCCUGCAGCGAGCCAAGAAGGACAUGGCGCAGCAGCUGCGCGAGUACCAGGAGCUGAUGAAUGUCAAGCUGGCCCUGGACGUGGAGAUCGCCACCUACCGCAAGCUGGUGGAGGGCGAGGAGAGCCGGAUGGACUUGCCCUCGGCCACCAUGGUCAGCGCUGUGAAGUCCAGAUCCAGAACCGCCCCUUCCCUGCCCCACCCCUUGUGUUCUCUGUAGCCACCACCAAGUCCGGCCUCUCCAGAGCCCCCUUCCGGAGAAGGAAGAACAGAAAGGGCCCCGUGAUCAAAAUCACCGAAAUGUCAGAGAAAUUCCUCUCACAGGAGUCAGAGGUCUCCGAGUAAAGCUGCUGCCCGGAUCCCAGGAGCCCCAGCUCACUCCCGGCAGCAAGAGGGACUUAAGCUAGACUCAGCAAAGCGGCUUGGAGCCUCUAGAUUGGCAAGGGAGGCAAACCCGAUCCUGAACUGAAAAGAGGAGUCUUGAAAACAGUGACUGCUUUUUUGCGGGUUGCCAGGGAUGGGACAGGAUUGUCACCAGCUCUUCAGAGCCACUCAGCUCCGUAUCAAUAUCUCACCGCCCUGUCCUUCAACCCUCCGGCCAGAGGUUUUCCUGAAUGGGUAACCUGGAAAGGGGGUCCGUUUGCCUCCACCUUCCGGCUCCUCUGAGGUUCCUCCCCCAGCAGAGGGCUCCGACCGGGGUCCCUUGACCCUUUGCCCAGCGCUUGCCCUAAACGCACAUCUCAAGCCUUGGCUUGCCUCUGCCUCGGAAUGGAGGCAGGCGCCCUUGCUGACCCAGCCCCAGCCAGCCACAGACCAGGGGCUGAUGGGGACUGCGUGGGCACCCUUCUGUAUCUGGAGUUCCUGGAGAGGCUGGGUGCUGAGGACCCCUGGCUUUCCUGCACCACCUGGGCUCCCCAGAAACUGACAGUAUUAGGGAGCGAGGGGAGGAGGUGCCCUGGGUGUUUGGGACCUGAGCUCAGAACUCUGAGCUCACCCCAGACCCCUGUGCCCCUUCCCUCCUCCUGUGAGUCCAUCCCAGCAGGUCACAGUCAGAACUGGACAGCCUGUCCAGCCAGCUCCCAGCACCUUCUCUAGAAGCUGUUCUUGCCAUGACCAACUCCCUAGGGGCUUGGGGAGCCAGAUGACAGCCAGAGACCAAACCAGGUCCCCCUCUCUCCUCCUUGCUGCCUGGGGUUCAACACCUUGCCUGGGAUCUGAGCUCUCCUGCCCAGGAGUUUCCCAGCCUCAAACCUGGCUUGGGAAGUUCCUGUUGUGGCUCAGCAGCAACGAACCUGACUAGUAUCCAUGAAGUCUCAGGUUUGAUCCCUGGCCUCGCUCAGUGGGUUAAGGAUCCGGCGUUGCCAUGAGCUGCGGUGUAGGUCGCAGACGCGGCUUGGAUCUGGCAUUGCUGUGGCUGUGGUGCAGGCUGACAGCUGCAGCUCCGAUUUGAUCCCUAGCCUGGGAACUUCCAUAUGCUGCACGUUGUGGCCCUAAAAAGACCAAAAAAACAAACAAACAAACAAAAAAAAACCCACUUGGUUUGGGUGCACCAGAUCCUGAAGACCAUCUAGCCCCACCCCUGCCAUGACACCCCAGCCCAUUUCCCAUGAAUUCUACUCCUCAGGGUCUCUGUUCUCUCCAUGGCCCAGCAGCCUGGCCCUCCCCUGCUCUGCCCUACACCUGUAGGUUAGAGCCCCUCCCUUCCUCCCUCUCCACCCCUCCUCCCUCCCGCCAGCGGGGCCAUGAAGAAAGCACUGUCCACUCAGGUCUGGGAGCUUCUGAGCCCUUGAGGUCAGGCUGGGGAGCCCCAACCACAACCGAAGAGAAAUUCUGCAGCGACCCAACCAGAAGAUUUGGGGCUGAAAGGAAGGCUCCUCUUUCCUCCUCUUGCCUCUCCCCUUCCAGGGCUUACAGGGGCUCCUGGCAGCUCCCACCUCCCACUCCAUAAGCCAUCUUCUCUCCUUCCCUCUCCCUACCUGCCCCUUGCCUCCCCUCCUCUUCUACCCCAGCCUUUGAUUCAUUCAUCUUCUUUUCCAGGACAAGGUGGCCCAAAGCCUGGGCCCGCUCUUAGGCCCUUAAGUCCUCCAGGCCUGUGGGGGGCGCUGAAGGGCUACUGACUCUCAGGCUGGAGGGAACUCUGACUUGUACUCAUCCCUCCAGUCCCCAAAGGGUGCUGAUUGCUGCUUUUUCUUUGCCUAUUUAUUGGUUUCCUAAGGGAGCAAGUCCUCAAUGGGGAUACAAGAUAUAAAAAGUAUAUAUAUUAUUUUUUCAUAACUUAUGUGGCUUUUAACUUAUUGCUUCCCUUCCUGUUUCUGCAUAAUCAGUGCUAAUCAGUGCUACAUAUUACGCUCUCUGGAUAGACAAUACAUAUCCCAGCCGCCCCACCCGACUGGCUGACUCUCUCAGGGGAACACCCCCUUCUCCCUGCCCAGGGAUGAAUAAAGUGCUGAGAUUUGUUCAUGGAUAAA